AUCUCCUCAUCACUCCAACCAUCCAGCCUUCCUUCAAUCCUUCCUUCUCGUCUUCCAUCCUCUCAACGGUUCCCGGCCUUUCAAACACCAGCAAACAUGAAGCUGUCCGCUGUCCUCGCUCUCCUGCCUCUGGCCAUGGCCGCCCCCUCGGCGCCCAUUGACAAGCGCGCUCCCAUCCUCGAGGCCCGCGCCGGAACCCAGGCUGUCCCCGGCAAGUACAUUGUCAAGCUCCGCGAGACUGCUUCCGACGACGACCUCGACAAGGCCGUGAAGAAGCUCGGCAACAGCAAGGCCGACCACGUCUACAAGCACGCCUUCCGUGGCUUCGCCGGCCGCAUCGACGACAAGACCCUUGAUGAGAUCCGCUCCAUCCCCGAGGUCGAGUACGUCGAGCAGGAGGCCGUCUUCACCAUCAACACCUACACCUCCCAGUCCUCCGUCCCCUCGUGGGGUCUCGCCCGUCUUUCCUCCAAGACCAAGGGCAAGACCACCUAUGUCUACGACAGCUCCGCUGGUGCCGGAACCUGCGCCUACAUCAUCGACACCGGUAUCAACACCGCCCACAGCGACUUUGGUGGCCGCGCUACCUGGCUCGCCAACUACGCCGGCGAUGGCAUCAACUCGGACGGAAAUGGCCAUGGCACGCACGUAGCCGGUACGGUUGGAGGAACCACGUAUGGUGUGGCCAAGAAGACGAAUCUCUACGCCGUCAAGGUGCUCGACUCCAACGGGUCCGGCAGCAACUCGGGUGUCAUUGCCGGCAUGAACUUUGUCGCCCAGGACGCGCAGAGCCGCAACUGCCCCAACGGCACCGUCGCCAACAUGUCCCUCGGCGGCGGCUACUCGGCCUCCACCAACAGCGCCGCUGCCGCCAUGGUCCGGGCCGGUGUCUUCCUCGCUGUCGCCGCCGGCAACGACGGUGCCAACGCCGCCAACUACUCGCCCGCUUCCGAGCCCACCGUCUGCACUGUCGGCGCCACCACCUCGGCUGAUGCCAUUGCCUACUACUCCAACUACGGCACCAUUGUCGACAUCUUCGCCCCGGGUACUUCCAUCACCUCGGCCUGGAUCGGCUCCACCACCGCCAAGAACACUAUCUCGGGCACUUCCAUGGCCACUCCCCACAUCACCGGUCUCGGCGCCUACCUCCUCACCCUCCUCGGCAAGAAGUCCCCCGCUGCUCUCUGCUCCUACAUUGCCAGCACCGCCAACUCCGGCGUCAUCUCUGGCAUUCCCUCUGGCACCGUCAACAAGCUUGCCUUCAACGGCAACCCCUCCGCUUCUUAAGCGGGUUUUUUCUUUCUUUUUCCCCCUUUACCCAAGUCAAGAGAAAGAGACGCAGUCUGAGUAGGAUGCGCAUCGCAUAACGGUUGAUGAUUGGAAUGAUAUGAUGGAUGAAGGAAAUGGAUGGAUGGAUGAUGAGUCGAGGUAGUGACCAGAUUUGAAGGCUCUGGUUCACAAAUCUCUCGCUCAGAAAAAAUGAGGGAUUCUUUUUCUGGAUGCACAUUUUUGGAAGGAUUGGGCAUGUAGAUACUAGUUUCCCUCUCUGCUUCUUUUUCGCGAGAUCUUUCCAGCUUGGAACGGAUCUUGUUCGAGGGUCUUGGCCAGGCCGUUUACUCGAACUGUUGGCUAGGAUUGGUUUGGAGUGAAUGAAUAAAAAGAGUCAAACAUUACUUGA
Neurospora hispaniola is the source of this 1678-nucleotide messenger RNA. RefSeq names its product putative endopeptidase K. NCBI's taxonomy places the organism in Eukaryota, Fungi, Ascomycota, Sordariomycetes, Sordariales, Sordariaceae. The coding region runs from base 97 to 1287 and encodes 396 amino acids. The record is from RefSeq and is a predicted model, not a curated record. The transcript is spliced from 2 exons. Gene Ontology annotation, biological process: proteolysis. Gene Ontology annotation, molecular function: serine-type endopeptidase activity.